GGAGGAGACCACUUCAAAAAAAAAAAAAAAAAACCAGGGAGGAGAAAACGUAAAAAAGAGAGGGGAAAACUAGACCCCCUCUCCUCUGCUCCCUCGCUAAUCCCGAUCCCGAUCUCCCCGCAAACCCACCUCGCCGGCUCUCCCCCACUCGCCGAUCCAGAUCUCCUCCACCUCUCCACUUCCCCACUCCAACCGGACGCCUCCGCCGUCGCCGGCGGCGGCCGCGCCCCCCGAGGAGGAAGCCUCUGCCCUACCGGGAGCGGGCGCCGGCAAUGGAGCAGCUGCGGACGAUCGGGCGGGAGCUGGCGAUGGGGUCGCAGGGCGGGUGGGGGCAGUCCAAGGAGUUCCUCGACCUCGUCAAGUCCAUCGGCGAGGCGCGCUCCAAGGCGGAGGAGGACCGCAUCAUCGCGCGCGAGCUCGAGCACCUCAAGCGCCGCCUCGCCGAUCCCGACGUGCCCCGCCGCAAGAUGAAGGAGCUCCUCCUCCGCCUCGUCUACGCUGAGAUGCUCGGCCACGACGCCUCCUUCGGUCACAUCCACGCCGUCAAGAUGACCCACGACGAGUCGCUCCCGCUCAAGCGGACCGGGUACCUCGCCGUCGCGCUCUUCCUCGACGAGCGGCACGACCUCGUCAUCCUCGUGGUCAACACCAUCCAGAAGGACCUCAGGUCCGACAACUACCUCGUCGUCUGCGCAGCACUCACCGCCGCGUGCCGCCUCAUUGGCGAGGAGGCCAUCCCCGCCGUGCUGCCACAAGUUGUAGAGCUGCUUGCACACCCUAAGGAGGCUGUGAGGAAGAAGGCCGUCAUGGCGCUGCACCGAUUCUACCAGCGAUCCCCCUCCUCUGUUUCCCACCUUGUCUCCAACUUCCGCAAGAGGCUCUGUGACAACGAUCCUGGCGUGAUGGGUGCAACCCUGUGCCCCCUCUAUGACCUGAUCUUGGAGGAACCAAAUUCAUACAAGGAUUUGGUUGUUAGUUUUGUUAACAUCCUCAAACAAGUUGCAGAGAGGAGGCUUCCUACUUCCUAUGAUUAUCACCAGAUGCCUGCACCGUUUAUUCAGAUAAAACUAUUGAAGAUACUUGCUGUGCUGGGUAGCGGUGAUAAACAAGCAAGUGGACAUAUGUACACGGUAUUGGGUGAUAUAUUCAGGAAGGGUGACACUGCAAGCAAUAUUGGAAAUGCUAUACUGUAUGAAUGCAUAUGCUGCAUUUCAUCCAUUUUCCCAAACCCUAAGAUGCUAGAGGCUGCAGCUGAAACGACAUCAAAGUUUCUGAAGAGUGAUAGCCAUAAUCUUAAGUACAUGGGUAUUGAUGCUCUUGGCCGGCUAAUAAAAAUAAAUCCAGAUAUUGCGGAAGAGCACCAAUUGGCCGUUAUUGAUUGUUUAGAGGACCCUGAUGACACUUUGAAGCGCAAGACUUUUGAGCUUCUUUAUAAGAUGACAAAGUCAACAAAUAUUGAAGUGAUUGUUGAUAGAAUGAUUGAGUACAUGAUCAACAUAACUGAUCAUCAUUACAAGACAGAAAUCGCAUCACGUUGUGUUGAACUUGCAGAGCAAUUUGCACCUAGCAAUCAGUGGUUCAUCCAGACCAUGAAUAAAGUCUUCGAGCAUGCUGGAGAUCUUGUCAACAUAAGAGUGGCACACAAUUUGAUGCGGCUUAUUGCUGAAGGCUUUGGUGUGGAGGAUGAAGGUGCUGACAGUCAACUAAGAUCAUCAGCUGUAGAUUCCUAUCUCCGCAUCGUGGGAGAGCCAAAGCUUCCUUCUUCUUUCCUGCAGAUAAUAUGCUGGGUUUUGGGAGAAUAUGGAACGGCAGAUGGGAAGUAUUCAGCUUCUUAUAUCAUUGGAAAGUUGUGUGAUGUUGCAGAGGCCCAUCUCACAGAUGACACUGUCAAGGCGUAUGCAAUCUCGGCGAUUUUGAAGAUAUUUGCAUUUGAAAUUUCUGUCGGAAGGAAGAUUGAUAUGCUGCCUGAGUGCCAAACAUUGGUAGAUGAAUUGUCAGCUUCGCAUUCAACAGAUUUGCAGCAACGGGCAUAUGAACUACAGGCUUUACUAGGUUUGGACAAACGUGCUGUUGAAAGUGUUAUGCCCGCAGAUGCAAGCUGUGAAGAUAUUGAGGUUGACAGAAACCUCUCAUUUCUAAACAGUUAUGUGCAGCAAGCCUUGGAAAAUGGUGCGGCCCCUUACAUUCCGGAGAGCGAACGCUCAGGUGUGAUGAGUGUUGGCAGCUACAGAAGCCACGAACAACAGGAAGCAUCUGCCCAUACUCUUAGAUUUGAGGCCUAUGAGAUGCCUAAACCUUCGCUGGCACUAGCAACCUCACAAGUCAGCAUGUCCACACCACCUACUGACCUGGUUCCAGUUCCAGAUCCUGGUUACCAUAAGGAAGACCACCAAACAUCAAGGUCCCAGCCUUCAGGUGAUGCGAUUUCUGGUGAGUUUGGUGUCAAACUUCGUCUUGAUGGGGUUCAAAAGAAAUGGGGAAGGCCAACCUAUUCCUCUUCUACACCUUCAAGCUCAGCGUCUAGCCAACAAGCAACCAACGGGGCCUCUCAUUCUGAUGGGGGAGGCUUAACCAGUUCGCAGGCGCGGGAGUCCUCCUAUGGUUCAAAGAGACAGCAGGGCACAGAAAUUUCAGCAGAAAAGCAACGGCUUGCUGCUUCGCUUUUUGGUUCAGCAGCUGCUAAAGCUGACAGGAAAGCACAAGCUUCUCGAAAGGCUUCAAAGGAAAGUGCAUCAGCGGACAAAGCAACUGUGAGUAGUGCAGCACCCCAACCCAUUAAAGAGCAAGUAAUCCCCGCUGCCCCACCGCCUGAUCUGCUGGAUCUGGGUGAUGAGCCAGUCUCAUCAAGUCCUCCGUCAGCUGACCCUUUCUCACAGCUAGAGGGGCUUCUUGGACCAGCAUCGGCCACUCCGGUGGUUUCUGGAGCUCUGGCUACCAGCACUUCCAAAGCACCAGAUCUUAUGUCGAUCUUCUCAGAUGAUGUACCAACUGGAGCGACCAGUGAAUCCUCUGAUCCUGCUCUAGGUGAUGUUAAUUUGAUGAGCUCGCUCAAAGGAGCAACUGCAGCGGCUGCAAAGAAGGGUCCUAGCCUUCAAGAUGCCUUGCAAAAGGAUGCGACUGCACGACAAGUAGGUGUGACACCAACAGGGAACAAUCCCAAUCUUUUCAAGGACUUGCUAGGCUAGAGGAUACACCAGAUGCUGUGUGGUCUCUUUUGAGCAAAUGGAGCUAAUAUCCAACAUGGUCCGAUCACAGAAAUGGCCAUGAUCGAUCUUGCUGAGGUUACAAGGGGUAUAUUUGUUGAGUCACAAGACACGACAUUCCCCCCUUUUCAAUUGGGAGGGGGAUGUGCUGCUGAGAUUUGUGGAUGGUUGCGGGUAUUUUUCUUUCCUCUUGCGUUUUUUCACAUGGUAAUUUUCUGCUGAGACUAGUGUACAUGAUGAUGAUGUGUAAUUGUACAUGAGACCAUGGUCCAGAAGUGUGUGCCGGCGCUUUUUUUGUUCAGCUGGGAGAGGGGGCCUGUCCAUCUGUGCUUUUAGAGUUCCCAACAUUGGAUGAUUGGAUAUACAGAGUACAGUACAGUAGCUGGCACUGGAAAAGUAGAAUAGUCGUGUCAUUUUCUCUGGGACUGGGUGGAAUAAAAUGUAUAAGGUUGUUGGUCACGUCCGUGUUGUUUUAGCUGAUGAGAAGCUUUGCCGGAUUUUAACGUAUAGCUAAUGAGAAGCAACACCGGUGUUUGUUUUUUCAGAUUCAAUCAAACAUGUUGCAACGAGGUAGGGCCAUGGGAUAUUCAGUGUUUA
Messenger RNA from Panicum virgatum (switchgrass), 3800 nucleotides. RefSeq names its product AP-4 complex subunit epsilon-like. The transcript is spliced from 11 exons. Gene Ontology annotation, molecular function: cargo adaptor activity. Lineage: Eukaryota; Viridiplantae; Streptophyta; Magnoliopsida; Poales; Poaceae. Gene Ontology annotation, biological process: receptor-mediated endocytosis; intracellular protein transport. Bases 273 to 3185 code for a protein of 970 amino acids. Gene Ontology annotation, cellular component: membrane coat; AP-4 adaptor complex. The record is from RefSeq and is a predicted model, not a curated record.